AUGCAUGUCAUAUGCAAGACAUGGCGGGAUGACGAAAUGAACAUUAUUAAAGGGCUGGGGAAGGUUUUGUUUUCCCACGGGUCGAGGGCCCGCAACCAGCCACGGCCCCACCGCACACUGUUCUUGACUCCCGCACAACGUGGAAUGGAAAUCGGCCAUAUGGCGAUGACUAAGCAUCGUGUGCUAAGCUGCCGAGGUGGGUCUCUCGCCGAGCAACUAGUGCACGGCGUGCCAUUCAUCCAAUGCUCGAGACUCAAGAGAGUUUAUCUCAGCGGGGUUUGGGGAGGGAAACGUGCUGAGGCUCGCCGUUAG
Molecule: messenger RNA, 312 nt
Organism: Histoplasma capsulatum G186AR
Lineage: Eukaryota; Fungi; Ascomycota; Eurotiomycetes; Onygenales; Ajellomycetaceae
Exons: 2
Coding region: 1-312 (103 amino acids)
Source: RefSeq, a predicted model, not a curated record